Schistocerca serialis cubense is the source of this 5673-nucleotide messenger RNA. RefSeq names its product semaphorin-1A. Gene Ontology annotation, molecular function: chemorepellent activity; semaphorin receptor binding. Gene Ontology annotation, biological process: neural crest cell migration; semaphorin-plexin signaling pathway; axon guidance. The record is from RefSeq and is a predicted model, not a curated record. Lineage: Eukaryota; Metazoa; Arthropoda; Insecta; Orthoptera; Acrididae. Bases 1 to 2175 code for a protein of 724 amino acids. The transcript is spliced from 18 exons.
AUGUGUGAGGAACGGGUGCAACGCUUCCUGGGCAAUGAAUCGCACAAAGACCACUUCAAGCUGCUGGAGAAGGACCACAACUCGCUCCUCGUAGGAGCUAGGAACAUCGUCUACAAUAUCAGCCUUCGAGACCUCACAGAAUUCACCGAGCAGAGGAUCGAGUGGCACUCGUCAGGUGCCCAUCGCGAGCUCUGCUACCUCAAGGGGAAGUCAGAGGACGACUGCCAGAACUACAUCCGAGUCCUGGCGAAAAUUGACGAUGACCGCGUACUCAUCUGCGGUACGAACGCCUAUAAGCCACUAUGUCGGCACUACGCCCUCAAGGAUGGAGAUUAUGUUGUAGAGAAAGAAUAUGAGGGAAGAGGAUUGUGCCCAUUUGACCCUGACCACAACAGCACUGCAAUAUACAGUGAGGGACAAUUGUACUCAGCAACAGUGGCAGACUUCUCUGGAACUGACCCUCUCAUAUACCGCGGCCCUCUAAGAACAGAGAGAUCUGACCUCAAACAAUUAAAUGCUCCUAACUUUGUCAACACAAUGGAGUACAAUGAUUUUAUAUUCUUCUUCUUCCGAGAGACUGCUGUUGAGUACAUCAACUGUGGAAAGGCUAUCUAUUCAAGAGUUGCCAGAGUCUGUAAACAUGACAAGGGCGGCCCUCAUCAGUUUGGUGACAGAUGGACUUCUUUUUUGAAAUCACGUCUGAACUGUUCCGUCCCUGGAGAUUAUCCAUUUUACUUCAAUGAAAUUCAGUCAACAAGUGACAUCAUUGAAGGAAAUUAUGGUGGUCAAGUGGAGAAACUCAUCUACGGUGUCUUCACGACACCAGUGAACUCUAUUGGUGGCUCUGCUGUUUGUGCCUUCAGUAUGAAGUCAAUACUUGAGUCAUUUGAUGGUCCAUUUAAAGAGCAGGAAACGAUGAACUCAAACUGGUUGGCAGUGCCAAGCCUUAAAGUGCCAGAACCAAGGCCUGGACAAUGUGUGAAUGACAGUCGUACACUUCCUGAUGUGUCUGUCAAUUUUGUAAAGUCACAUACACUGAUGGAUGAGGCCGUGCCAGCAUUUUUUACUCGGCCAAUUCUCAUUCGGAUCAGCUUACAGUACAGAUUUACAAAAAUAGCUGUUGAUCAACAAGUCCGAACACCAGAUGGGAAAGCGUAUGAUGUCCUGUUUAUAGGAACUGAUGAUGGCAAAGUGAUAAAAGCUUUGAACUCUGCCUCCUUUGAUUCAUCUGAUACUGUAGAUAGUGUUGUAAUAGAAGAACUGCAAGUGUUGCCACCUGGAGUACCUGUUAAGAACCUGUAUGUGGUGCGAAUGGAUGGGGAUGAUAGCAAGCUGGUGGUUGUGUCUGAUGAUGAGAUUCUGGCAAUUAAGCUUCAUCGUUGUGGCUCAGAUAAAAUAACAAAUUGUCGAGAAUGUGUGUCCUUGCAAGAUCCUUACUGUGCAUGGGACAAUGUAGAAUUAAAAUGCACAGCUGUAGGUUCACCAGACUGGAGUGCUGGAAAAAAACGCUUUAUUCAGAACAUUUCACUCGGUGAACAUAAAGCUUGUGGUGGACGUCCACAAACAGAAAUCGUUGCUUCUCCUGUACCAACUCAGCCGACGACAAAAUCUAGUGAUGAGGGCACAACGUGUCCACCCUGUUCGUGUGUGUGUCCCAGCAGUAGCUCUGCAGAAAGGCUGGACGCAGCCGCUGGCGAUCCCGUUCAUUCAAUCCACCAGGCUGAAUUUGAACCUGAAAUUGACAACGAGAUUGUUAUUGGAGUAGAUGACAGCAACGUCAUUCCUAAUACCCUGGCUGAAAUAAAUCAUGCAGGUUCAAAGCUGCCUUCCUCCCAGGAAAAGUUGCCUAUUUAUACAGCGGAGACUCUGACUAUUGCUAUAGUUACAUCAUGCCUUGGAGCUCUAGUUGUUGGCUUCAUCUCUGGAUUUCUUUUUUCUCGGCGAUGCAGGGGAGAGGAUUACACAGACAUGCCUUUUCCAGAUCAACGCCAUCAGCUAAAUAGGCUCACUGAGGCUGGUCUGAAUGCAGACUCACCCUAUCUUCCACCCUGUGCCAAUAACAAGGCAGCCAUAAAUCUUGUGCUCAAUGUCCCACCAAAGAAUGCAAAUGGAAAAAAUGCCAACUCUUCAGCUGAAAACAAACCAAUACAGAAAGUAAAAAAGACAUACAUUUAGCAGAAAUCUUUGGUAUCUGUUUUGGUGCAGACCCAUGCCACUAGAGUAACCAAGACUCUAUUGAGAAAUGUCCUCAAGAAAGUUAAAAAGAUGUAGACUUCUGUAAUCGAGAGCACCACUUUCCAUAGUAAUACAGAACAAUAUGAAAUAAAUACUACAGAAGAAGUCUUUGUUACACAAAAAAGUGUAUAGUGAUCUGUGAUCAGUUUCUGCUAGUGGUGAUUGUGGUUGUGGGAACAGAUGUGCGAUUUUUUUAAAGAUGAACUUGACAAAGCAGGAAAUGAAGACUAGUUUUUAGAAUUGAUCAGUGGCACUAUUAUCCUAGAGAUGAAUUGCAAGAAACUUAACAAAGGCAGCUAUUUGUAGGAGGUUAUAAAAGCAAGUUCAUGAUUUACCUACAUUGUUCUAAAUUAGCUACUCUAAUGUCAGAUGGAAGUUUAAUACAUUCCACUCAGAAUCACAGAGCUUUUGUAGCAAAGAUUGCCUUACAUGUAUGUGGUAUGGUAAAUUAUGAAACUUUCAUAUGUUGCAUCUAAGUGACUCUAAUAGGAGUGCUUAAACGUCGGUGCUGAAUAGUCAGCAGAUAAAAACUUUGUGCUUUCUAAAAUAGGCACAUUGAUAACCAAGAGAAAAUCUUAAGACAUGGAGUCAGGUGUAUAAAAUGCAGAGUUUCAGAAACCUGCCACAAACUAUAAUUUUUGUGAAGCACUACCCAAUAGAAUUUAGAUAAGAAAAGCUCAGAAUUAUGUAUAUUUCAGUGCAGUGAAUACUCUGUUAGACUUGAAAAUGGGACAUUUUAUUCUCCUGACUGCAUCACGUUAAACAAAUGUCAACCCACCCAAAACUUCCAGUAUUGUUUAAUGUGCAUAUAGUUUAAUCCGGCCUGUACAAAUUAGUGCUAAGAAUCUCUGUUUCAUGUAUUAGUUCAAUCUCCAUGCUACAUGUGCUACAUUAUAAAUGUGAAAAGACUGAGAGCUGGAAAAUAUUAUUUGUAUAUAAUUGAAUGUACAUAUUUAAGUGACACAUUGUUAAUAUUACAUUAAUAAGAAUCCAGUGGCACUGAUUCUGUGAGAAACCAUCAGUGUGUGUUUUGAGGCUUUUGUGUCAGCACUUUGAGGCAAUGUCUUUGCCAUCAGAACUUAGAAAAGACAUCAAAAAGAGUCUUUUCAAGGAUUGUGCAUGCCAGAAAUGAUGAUUUCAUGCAUGCAUGAGAGAUUUUUGGUCAGAUAUCCUUAACUCAUUGCAGUAUAUUUGUAAACAACCUGACAAUAUGAAGUUAAUGAUAUGCAAUGUUUUGGCGCAAUUGUGUGGAUAUUUUUAUAUAACUGUAUGUUAUUAUGAUUGUUAAGUUGAAGAAAAUAAUAAUAUGAGACCAUAUUGUCAAUAUUUUGAUUCAUAUAGAACACUUUAAAUUUGCUUCAUUGUGCAUAGAAUUAUCAUUGUGGCAAGUGGAAGAAAAAUCAGCUCAGUUUUGGAUAGUAAUAGUUUCUUUUACUAUCAGUUUAUAUUGUUCAAAUAUGGCAGAAAAUCUUUCCCUCAUAUUGCAUUUGACACGUCUGUUGCAAUUUUUCUACACUUGUUUGUAAGUUUUAUUUUACAUGUCAGAGGGUAGUUAAUAAGUAGAUAUACUUUUCUCAAGUUUUGGAUUUUGCAAUAAUCUCACUGAAAUCAUGUAAGCAAUUCCUGUGUGGAAUGAUGUAUAUGAAAUACAACUUUGUUAAUGUACUGAGAACCUCAUUGCCAUCAGCAGUGUUAAGUUUCAUUAAGAGUCAGGAACCAUUGCUGACAGCAAUAAAUUAGUGCUUAUGUUUUUGUGCCUAUUCCGUGAUGGCUUUUUAAAUGCCAGUAAAUGUCAUAUAAUAUAGUGUCAGAAAUCUUUUUAUGGGUGUAUGGUUUCUUAGUGGUUAACCGUUCUUUAUUUUUAAAUGAUGAAAACUCUUAAGCUCGUAAGUGGGUAAGAGAGACGAACACAACUGCAGCAGUUAAACUCGUAGAAUAUUAAAUUUCAGUUAAGGUAUGAUACAGGUAUAAUUGUUUUGUAAUUCGAUUAUUGUCAAAUGAGACUCUACCAUAACUUGUCACACAUACUUCUGAGACCUCAGUAAACACUUCAACUAACACUGUAAUGCUUUCUGUGCUUUAUUAUUAUGGCUAUUGUGACUGUAGAAGGGAAUAAGAUAACCUACUCCAGAACUGUUUUACUGAAGUUUUGAAUUUUGAUUUUAUUCAUAUUUUUGACUGGGUUGGUGAGCUUCAUUUCCUGCUUGUAAACUUCAUAAAGUGACUUUUAAAAAAUGUGAGCCCUGUUUGAUAACCUGUGUUAAUGUGAUCACAAGAAACUUGCAUAAGUGAUAGCUGACAUUGUUACAUAAUAAUUCAAUAUGAACCUUAGUGAGUGAGAUAUUGAAUAUGUCUAGCCACAAAUUUGAAAUCUUGAGAGUAUAACUUACUGAAAUAAGUGUUUAGCUCACAUCAUUUACAUUAUGACAUAAGAUGUAUUUAAAUCAUUUAUUGUUCGAUAUUUGGAAAAUGGAUGACUAGUUAAUAUGAUAUGUUUCACUUCAUAAACAUUCUGGAAGCAGGUUAUCUUCACGUAGUAUUAAGUGAUAUUACAACACAAGCUUUAUGCCACAUACUUGUUAUAUCACAGCUGGUAUUUCUAUUUUCAUUAGUCAUACUAUUAUGUUUUGAUUCAAUGCAGAUAUUUGUUUAUACAAAAAUUUAUUUUAAAUAACUUAAUCUGCAGUAAACAUAGAACUAAAUUAUAAGAAUAAGUCAUAAUUCUGUCAUUAAAUAGCAGAUCUUGUGACUGUGGUACAGUCAAAUCGCACAGACAUGAAAUAUGUAUUUCUUGGUUUGAAGACAGAUCAGGAUUACAGAAAAUGUGCACAGUAAGAAAUAAAAUAUGCAGAAUGAGAAGUUUGUUUACAUUAUAUCAGUAGUUAAGAUGCUGAAACAGUAUAUAUUCUAAAAAAAUACAACUCAUGUAUCUUAUAACUGUAAAAAGUCUUGUUUUUGAUAUUAAAAUAUAAAUUACAAAAACAGUGGUUUGUGGCUGAUUAAGAUCCAGUGGAGAUUUCAUUGCUGAGUUUUUUUAAUGUGCAAGACAAUGAAGUGAUUUGCAGAGUAUAAUUAACAGAUUAUGAUGUAAACAUUCUAAAUAAUUCCUCUAAUUUUUACCUGGAAUUCACUGAGAAAUACUUUCCUUUGAGCAGUGUAUAAAAUGCCCAUCUCUUUGAAAUGUCUCGGUGACAAAUUUCAGACUAAGAUUUAAAUAAAACUUGCUUAUAUUUAGAACUUUCCUGGCACAGAUAUUCAAUACUAUUUCUAUUUUCCUAUGCUUAAUACUUACAUUAAAUUAAAACAAAAUGAUGAUUGGUCAGAUGUGUAGCAAAACUGUAUUAAUUUGAGGUUUUGUAUAUGAAUGUUAUAACAAUAUUGCAAUUUAUUAAAUUUAUAUGAAGGAGAAUGAAAAUGAAUAAAACAAACUAUCUUUGA